AUGUCUUUGCUCGAUCGAAUCAAGGGCCAUAGCAAGGAGCCUGCCUCUGAUGAACCAGAAUCAAAGAUCUUGCGCGAGGAUAAAGUCCUGGAAUCAAAACUGCGAGAGUGCACCAAAAAAGUCCCAAGAUACCUCUUCAGGAUGUGGCACCCACAAUCUGGCGGCAACCGACAGUUGAACACAACAGAAAAGAUCACACCCCUUGCGUUUCUGAAUGGUGCUGGCCACAACAGCGUCUACGACAUGUCCAUUCAAGGAUUCAUCGACAUGACCACCAGCCAUCUCAGCGGUAAUCAUAUCGCCACAGAAUUCUCGUCAUGGUCUGCGUCUCCUCGAUUUGUCUUACACUACGCCACAAGUGAGAGGGAAAGCGCCUAUAUCGCUAUCAUCGACACGCUAGGGCUCCAGGAGGAAAACGGAAACAGCAUGUUCUGGGUGCCUGAUUUAGCGAUAUUUGAAAAAUCAGCACCUGGUCGUUCUCCGGACUACGAAAUGUAUGAUUGGGAAUACCUCGUGCAUGGAAUCGUCGACGGAAGACACUACAAGGCAGUCCCAUUCAAAUCUCUCUGUCAGGCAGGGUUGACCAAUUAUCUGCCGACGUUGAGAAACCAUGUCCAAGCAUGGGGUGCUAACAGAUUUGCACUGCCGGUUUCUACUGUGCCGUUCAGCAGGGAAGAGCUGGAGGAUCUGGGCAGAGUGGCAAGCCUUUUUGGACUGCAUUCGAACCUGCGCGCUGCUGUUGCCGUCACCUUGUUCUGUUGCAAGAAGCGUGCUGAGUCCGGCAAGGGGCUCGAGGAGGAGGAGCUGGAAGAGAUCGUCCACCACAUCGGCGGCCGCAACCUUGGUGUGCCUCCCUCUCCAACGAUGUCUAUGAUCUCCGCUACGAAGACAAUAAGCAGAUGA
Molecule: messenger RNA, 903 nt
Organism: Aureobasidium melanogenum CBS 110374
Lineage: Eukaryota; Fungi; Ascomycota; Dothideomycetes; Dothideales; Saccotheciaceae
Exons: 2
Coding region: 1-903 (300 amino acids)
Source: RefSeq, a predicted model, not a curated record